UUCAGCAAUGAAGCUAGUUCUGCUGCUGUGCUUUGUUAGCUGCCUCAGAACAGGAUGGGCGGUUCAAUUAUCCAGUUUAGACAAAAUCUCACUGAACUUCUUUCCUAACAUGAGCAAUAUUUUAGCAGCAAGACUGAGUUCUUCCUUCAUUGUUAAUAUCCCUAAGUGUAUCUCCUCCUCUCACUAUACACCCACUACCAUCAGACCAGCAAUAGCUGUUCUUGGUGAGACAGUUGGCCUGCCAGCUGUGACAGACACCAACCAGAUCAGAUCCCUCCGCAACUUCACUGACGCCCCCAUUUACUAUGCGGGAGAAUUCGCAAGUGUCUCAUGCAGGAUGGCCAGGGCUCUUGUGAAAAUGGACAUAGAUGAUGAGAACUAUAAGCUGACCACAAUUGUAGGCUACCAGGUGGGAGCAGAAGUCUGUGAAAACACUAAGGGGCCCUUCUGCAAUCGAGUCCUGAAGCCAUCCUCAUUCUACAGGGUGAAUUUUUUUGUUUUGGAUGAAAAUGCUGUAGUAAGAGCUCACACAGAUUGGUCUGAUCCCAUCCAGACAAAUAAUGUGACAAGCUUCUCAGCCUAUGAUGGUUCAUUUGAAGGGAGAGCAGGAGGAAUGAUAGUGAUCACCGUGCUGCUUUCUGUUGGCAUGUUCUUGGUGGUGGUUGGUUUAAUUGUGGCAGCAGCUCUUGGAGGUAGAAAAUCCUAAAGCUGGCAAGUCAAGAUUGCCUUCCAGAAUGAUGCCGACAACAGAUAUGGAUGAAAUGGGUCCUGGGAGUCAAAAAUAUGUUUAUGUAAGCAGUGCUGUGCAUAAGAGGGAACAUGAACAGUUAGAAACAGUGGAAAUCAGAA
This is a messenger RNA of Alligator sinensis (Chinese alligator), 849 nucleotides long. Its product is annotated as uroplakin-2-like. The transcript is spliced from 5 exons. The coding region runs from base 8 to 706 and encodes 232 amino acids. The record is from RefSeq and is a predicted model, not a curated record. Lineage: Eukaryota; Metazoa; Chordata; Crocodylia; Alligatoridae.